AUGGGGAAGGACGUAGCGCCCAGGCGGCUGCAGGCGUCUGGGUUGCACUUUGGACCCGCCCGCGGGAGGGAGCGCAGCGUGUCUCUGCUUUCCCGGCGCCCCCCUGCUCGGAGCCUGCGGGGCCCGCCGUGCGCGGGAUGGAGCGCCUGGUCUUGCGGGGCAGCGGGCAGCUGCUGGGGAGAACGCGCUGCGCUGAGCAUCCCCAGAGCCAACCUGCAUGUGGGGGCUGCCACUGACUCCCUGCCAGGCUGCCUUUCGGGGUGCUUUAAGAGCCUGCUGUUGGGGCACGGCCCUCCUCGCCGCUUUCUCGCUGGUUCCAGCUUCAAUGUGCCCCCCAGCGCGCAGUUCGUAGCCCGGCCCGUGGGGAUCUGCUCCAUGCUGAAGCUGCCCGUCCAGACUUCACCGGAGGGGCUGGAUGCUGCUUUUGUUGGGGUGCCCCUGGACACAGGAACCUCCAACCGCCCUGGCGCAAGGUUUGGCCCUCGCCAUAUUCGGGCCGAGUCGAGCAUGGUGAGGUCAUAUAAUCCCAGCACCGGGGCUGCACCUUUCCAUUCCCUCAUGGUGGCCGACAUAGGCGAUGUGAACGUGAACCUCUACAACCUGCUGGAGAGCUGCAGGCAAAUCCGAGAAGCCUAUCAGAAGAUUGUGGCAGCCGGUUGCAUUCCCCUCACGCUGGGUGGAGAUCACACAAUAACAUACCCAAUCCUGCAGGCGGUGGCAGAAAAGCAUGGUCCCGUGGGACUGGUGCAUGUGGACGCUCAUACCGACACAGGUGAUAAAGCGCUGGGGGAGAAGAUCUACCACGGGACGCCGUUCCGACGCUGUGUGGAGGAGGGGCUUCUGGAUUGCAAACGCGUGGUUCAGAUCGGAAUCAGAGGUUCCUCCUACACUCUGGAUCCCUACAAAUACAACCGGGAUCAGGGUUUCCGCGUCGUCCUGGCUGAAGACUGCUGGAUGAAGUCAUUGGUCCCACUGAUGGGGGAGGUGAGACAGCAGAUGGGAGCCAAGCCCAUUUACAUCAGCUUUGAUAUUGAUGGAUUAGACCCUGCAUAUGCCCCUGGCACGGGGACUCCUGAAAUUGCUGGCCUUACACCUGCUCAGGCUUUGGAGAUCAUUCGUGGUUGCCAAGGACUGAAUAUAGUGGGAUGUGAUCUUGUUGAAGUUGCACCGGUGUACGAUGCUUCUGGUAACACAGCCCUCAUGGGAGCAAAUCUGCUGUUUGAAAUGUUGUGCGCACUCCCAGGAGUCAAAAAACUUUAAACCCUUAUAGGGGAAGCCUCCAGCUUAUGCAAAUAAAGUCACUACUGCUGUCUCUUCACCUACAAGCAGAGUUUAAUAUUCACAGCCUUUCUGUGCAAAUACUUCAGCAUAAUAUGAAUGAAGAAAGAAGCCCAAAUGGAAAAACUCAGUCAAGUUUUGCUUUUCAUUUCUGCCCUCCCUCGCUCUUUACACUUAGAGGAGUGAGGGAAAAUGAAGCUUUGUGAUGGAGAAUAAAAACCAUUUCACACUC
Molecule: messenger RNA, 1510 nt
Organism: Pelodiscus sinensis (Chinese soft-shelled turtle)
Lineage: Eukaryota; Metazoa; Chordata; Testudines; Trionychidae
Product: agmatinase, mitochondrial
Molecular function (GO): metal ion binding; agmatinase activity
Source: RefSeq, a predicted model, not a curated record